GCCACCACACAGGGUCAAACACCACGCGAUUACGCUACCUACUUCCAAUAUCCACCGUCCAGUAAACUGAACCUCCCAUCCAACGGUGAAUAUUCAGUCUCAAACAGCGUCCCUACAAUCCAUGCCUAUAUAACUCUUCACCUCACUCAUUCCCACUCUCUAUCCACUCGUCUCACCACCUUCUCCCAUUCUCUCUCUCCGAAGCCAAUUGCUUAAUCACCCUGAUUAAGCUCGUUAAUUUAGUGAUAAUCACCAUUUGUUCAGUAUUAAUUACCUUAAACAAAAAAACCAUGGUGUCUUCAACCACCUGGAUUCUGUCCUUCAAGGCUCUGGUUAUCUCCACCGGUGUGCUCAUCUUAGCUCUGUUCCUCAAGGUCUCUUUUCCAUUAUUCUUGGAUUUCUCUGUUUCACGAGCUCCUGGAAUAUGGAGCUCCUUGCUUUCCUGGUUGAAGCCUCCUUAUCUUUACGUCGUCAUCAACGGUAUCAUCAUCUCAAUCGCUGCAUCCUCCAGGUUCCACCGUAGCAGUCACGAGGAAGAAGAUCGUAUCGAUCAGCCGAGCCAGAUCCAACGGGCUGAUCAUCCGACGACGACGAUGGUCUCCGUGAAUUCGAAUCUGACGUUCGGUUUCGAGUCCAAGGAGCGGUCGGUAUUCGGCUUCGUGGAGCCGACGACGGUUGUGUAUGAGGAGAAGCAAGCGGAGGCUAAGGUUUCUGAGAUGGAGAGUACUCUGCGUGCGGAGGCGGAGACGGAAGAAGAGAAGAUUGUGGUGGCGGAUGGCUCUGUUGGAGACAGCGGAGAUGAGUUUGUGAUUUCGAGAUCCACAUGGACCCCGCCGAGAAGGAUGCAUUUCUCGGAUAAUCAAUCGGAGUAUUCUUCGUCGCCGGAUAAACCUCCGGCUUCUUCGAGAUUCAGUCACCGGAAACCGGUUAAAGCCAGUCCUGAAGGAGGAAGAGCAGUACUGAGAGUGGCGAAGCCGAAACGGAACGAAACGCUGGAGAACACAUGGAAGGCGAUAACGGAGGGGAGGGCCAUGCCAUUGACAAGGCACCUGAAGAAAUCGGACACAUGGGAGAAUCACGGCCGUCAUUUGAACGUGGGGGAAGCGAAUCUGCAUCAGGUGAAGAAAUCUGAGACGUUCAAAGAUCGAACUAACUUCCAGUCGCCGGAACCGAUGACGCCUUCGCCGGUGAAGCUGAGGAAAGAGCCGUCACUGAGUCAGGACGAGUUGAACCGGCGAGUAGAGGCGUUUAUAAAGAAGUUCAACGAGGAGAUGAGGUUGCAGAGACAAGAAUCAUUGAAUCAGUACAAUGAGAUGAUUAGCCGUGGGGUAUAGGUAAUUUUUUUGAAAACUUUUUCUUUUUUGAAGAAUAGAAAACUAUCGUGUUCAAAGAAAAGGAAAUUUUUGAAAAAAAAAAAAAAAAGAAAUUAGAAAAUGGGUUGUGUUCUUGGUGGUUGAAAAGACAUUUUGAAGUUAUCUUGGGUUGAUUUAAAUUAGGAAUAGCUUUGAUGAUAUAUAUAUAUACAUACAGAUGGUUUUCAGUACGUGAGAUGUAUGAUGGGAUCAUAGAAAACUUAUGUAAAGAAUAGAAAUGUUCUUUUAUUCA
Molecule: messenger RNA, 1605 nt
Organism: Carica papaya (papaya)
Lineage: Eukaryota; Viridiplantae; Streptophyta; Magnoliopsida; Brassicales; Caricaceae
Source: RefSeq, a predicted model, not a curated record